Molecule: messenger RNA, 342 nt
Organism: Letharia columbiana
Lineage: Eukaryota; Fungi; Ascomycota; Lecanoromycetes; Lecanorales; Parmeliaceae
Exons: 1
Coding region: 1-342 (113 amino acids)
Source: RefSeq, a predicted model, not a curated record
AUGGACGAGACUGGCUUUCGAAUUGGCUGUGGAAUCGUUCAUUAUGUCAUUACUUUGGACAAAAGUAAGCCUCUACGGUUCGUAGAUCCAGACAAUCGUGAUUACAUUACGUCCGUUGCUAAUGGCUACUCGAGACAAAUUGCCGAGCGAGACAUUGAGGCCAUUCACAAAGAGGCCGUAGUCAAGCGGGCACGUAAGACACUUUCUGGGACGGUUGCCCAGAAGGGAGGAUGGAUGUCAGUAGAUCAAAUACGCAAAUCUCUGACUGUGGUGGAAGAAACAGCCAUAGAAAAGGCGGAGAAGGCUCUGAAGCGAGCUACUCGGGCUGAGGAAAUUCAGUAA